This is a messenger RNA of Hyla sarda, 3839 nucleotides long. RefSeq lists its product as uncharacterized. The transcript has 8 exons. The coding region runs from base 283 to 1824 and encodes 513 amino acids. The record is from RefSeq and is a predicted model, not a curated record. Lineage: Eukaryota; Metazoa; Chordata; Amphibia; Anura; Hylidae.
UGAGCUUUUAGCUCAGUUUCCUCUGUGGCAGAGACAAGAAUCCAGGCUCCAGUUCCUUCUCCAGCUGGAGAGCAAGCUCUUCUUAGAUAGCUGGCUGUACUCACUGCAGUCAGGGAGACCUCAGCAAGGCUGACAAUCAUGGAUACUGAAGGAGAAGCGGAAUACUUUCUAGCCUUACACUAAGCAAAGAGGAUUCCACAGCACAGGUUCCAAGUCACUACACUUUGGAGAGACACCCAAGUGAACAGCAAGCUGCCACAGUCUGCUUGAGCAAGGGGGACAAUGUUUAACUGGCACAAAACCUUUGCUAUCUUGCCACAUUGGAAGAGAGGGAAGAAAAGUGACUUGUCUGAAGGGGAAGUAGUUCUGACAUAUAUGAAGAAAUUGAUAAAUGAUUCAGAAAAUGACUCUUUAAGCGCUCAUAGUUUAAAUGGAGACCGAUUUGAUCACACAGAUGCGUGUUCAGAUUGCCCAUCCGAUGUUCCCGCUAAAGAUAAUAAUGCAUGUGAACUGCCCAUGUGUGACCCUCUUCAGCAAUUCAAGAGGUUGUAUAAGUUUGAGUCAGAGGAUUCUGGGGUUGAGAUGCCAAGUGGAGCCAACUCACCUUCUACUCCUAAAGGUUCUGAGAAAAGUUUUGUAAUGCACAGUAGAGAUUCGUCUUGUGAUUCUGGAGUCCUAAGUGCAUCUUCAUCACCUACUGUAGGCCACAUGGAUAUAAAUGCCGGCACAACUGUGGACGUGACAAACACUUUCCUUUCUAACGUAGAACAAUUUCAAGAACACACGGACAAUGGUAAAGAAGAGGGUGAUGACAAUGAAAAUAGUGUCGAAGAUUUUAUCGACUGUCAAGAGGAAGAGCUAGACUUACCCCCAUGUAGUGAGGAAAAUGAACCUGCAGCCAUCACUUUGUUUGACACAGAGCUUUCUUCUACAAUGGACAAAGAGACCAAAGCCAUGGAUGACUUUUAUAAAGAUACUUUUGAUGAAAUCCAAAAUUUGAAACAGUUAAAAAGAUGCCCAACAAGUGACAGCCUGGAUGAAUAUAUGGAUGAAUGUUGCAGGAUAAGUGAGGUCAACCAGGGAGCAUCGAAAGCGCUUGGAUCAGGUCUUGGAUAUUUGGAACAUAUUUGUCAAUUAAUAGAAAAAAUAGGACAACUUCAGGAGCAUAAUCUAAAACUACAAAAGCAAAUAUUUGUCCUGCAAAAGGAAGAUAGAGUGAAACAAAUGAAAGAGGAGUACGUUGGACAGCACUGCUCCUGUGGAGCAGCGAAUAUUUUCCUCAAUCCGUACCAGGAGUCUAAGAAGCAUUUUCCUGUAAGGAGGAAUCGGCCACAUAGUAUGUUUGUACAAAGUGGAAACCACUCUGACCUCUCCAUGAUCCCAGAAAUUGGCGUUAACUCUGAAAAGUUUGGCUACAAAGGAAAUCUUGCACAGACAGAUGGCUGGAGAAGUCCUUCUAUUCUGGGUGUAAGAAAACCCUUUACCAAAUUGAAAUGUGAUGAAAAAGAGAGUAAGCAAAUGUGGGACAGAAAUUUCGGAGACCCCUUUGCACAAUCAGAACAAGAUAUGAAAAAGCUUGAUCUCCAGCCGUGGGGAAGAGUCAGAGAUCUUCUUAAAAAGACAAAAAAUAAGAACCAAAAUAAACUGGGACUAUCCUCAGCUUCAUUAAAAAGAUCGUGCCCUCAACUAUACAGGCCUGAUAUUGUACAUGGUGAGAUAAAGAGAAGAGACAGAAACUCCAUGAUUUUGUUUGGACAGAAUGUGAACAGAGAAAACACUUGGUCCAGUCUGUUUGUCUUAAACAGGAAAGAUGAAGAUAUGUGAAUAUCCGGUUGUCAGAGCAACAAAAAGAAGAUAUAGAAGACAGAUGUGUAGAAUGUUUCAGAAUGUUUAACUAAAAAAUACGGAAAAUGUGUUAUGAGAAUGUGUUAUGAAGUUUAUAAGAAUUUACAUCUUUAUACACAGAGUUAUUGGAAGGAUGGUUAUCUGUGAAUUAUACCCAUAUGUGCUCCUAUGAAGCACUCUCUCUAUUUAUUCCCUAUAACCCUAAUUUUAGGAGGACUCAUGAAGCCAGACAUAAUUGUAUUGUAUCUUGAUUCAUUAUAUGUGGUGCCAAGGAAAUGCAGAGUAGUCACCUAUGUACCAGUUAAAUUUCUCCCAUUGUUAUAAACCACAGCUCUACACCUUAUGAAAAUGUGAUAUAUUAUGUUAUUCCUUUUCAUGAGAAAUCAUGAAAAUCUACUUUGUGAAACAGAUCGAAAAAUGUUAUCGCUUGAUUUGUUAUAUGUAUACACGUAAUAUUUAGUGACCAUCAUUUUACAGCACAGGAUGCACUUUGAGUAUAAAAAACAUUUUUAAGGAAUGAUUCUGUUGGAUUCACACGUGGUGCAAUCAUAGGCCAUGGAUCCGUCCACAACAAGUCUGCAGCAAAUCUGCAUUCAAAUCCACAUCGAACGUGAACAUAAAAUUACUACAUGUGUGAAUUUGCCUUAAAGUUGUGCUUUUUACCCUCCGUUUAUAUAUGUCAGUAGUAAGAAAGGGGUUGUCCCAUCUUAUAACAUUUAGGGUGCGUUCACACUGAGUAAAUCUCGCUGAAUCUCUGCUCGCGGAGAUUCAGUCUGGCAGCCACCUCCUAAAUUCUUCGGCACUGCGCCAUGUUCAUUCUUUGCUCAGAACAAUUUCAGCAGCGGAAUUUUCUGCUGCUGAAAUUGCUCAGUGUGAAUGGGUCUCGAGGGAGACUCAUUCCCACUGGUGUUAAAGUUCGCCGGGUGUAAUUUUGCUUGUGGAAUUCUGCCCGCAGAAUUCCAUGAGAAUUACGUAGUGUGAACGCACCCUUAGGGUUUUCCUGCUCCUCCAGCCUGUUUGCAGCAGCAUAUGGUUGGGAAAGCCAAAAGCAGCCAAAGAUGGGAAGUUACGCAAUUUGCAGAGCUCCCAAUGACUUUAAUAAUAGCUGUUUCAGUAGCAUAACCCUGCAGGAUAAUCGGCAUAAGAGGUGCGGGUUGUGGGGCUAAACCAUUUGCACCACUUUCAAUAAAGUUUACGGAAGUUACACAAAUUGUGUAUCUUCCCCUCUACGGCUGCUUUAGGCUUUUCACCGCAAUCAGGCCAGAAAAGCGGGAAAAGUCAGAAGUCACCACAGAUCCUCUUUAAUGUUAUUGAUAAUAUGUAACAGUAACUGACCCCAAGUAUAGCUGAAGCACUUAUGAAAACCUUUAUUAUUACUUAUUACUGUACUAGGGCAUAGAUCACAAUAGAACAUUUUAUUUGGUUUAUAAUAUUGGCAACACUUUGUUAUAUUAAUAGCACUCAUUGAUUUUAUUAUGGACCUACUGAAUAUUAUAAGGAUUAGCAUUUAGAUGUAGAGUGUAUGUCGGCUUAUUGCAAAAUGUCAAGUAUAGCUAUUAUAUAAGAUAUAUAUGUGAUGAGAAUAUAAGAGUGGUCAGAUAAUAAAGCAGUGAGGCCACAAGCGCCUCAGAUUCUCUACAACUUUUCUGCCAGUCAUCAGCAGCCAAAAUUUACUAUGACUUGUAUGACAGAAAACUGGCCUGCAAAAGUAGCAAAUUGUUGUAAAAAAAAUUAAUAUACUCAAAUGCCGGUCUCUAGUAAAUGUGUUUUAUCAAAGAUGUGUCUGCUGUGCCAUAGAUAAGAAUACAGACUGCCGUAUACAGCAAACUAACAGGGCACAUAUAUUUCUCUGCUGAUACCAUUCUCUAGUAUAGGUUUACUACUCCUCACAGGCCAAUAAUAAUAUAUAAGGGAGCUUUGUGCCAAAUGUAAGACUUAUACCUUAAAGGGGUACUCCCGUGGAAAACUUUUUAUUAUUUUUUAAAUCAACUGGU